Chrysoperla carnea is the source of this 1737-nucleotide messenger RNA. RefSeq lists its product as uncharacterized. The annotation marks the transcript as partial. The record is from RefSeq and is a predicted model, not a curated record. Gene Ontology annotation, cellular component: vacuole. The transcript is spliced from 10 exons. Gene Ontology annotation, molecular function: gamma-glutamyl-peptidase activity. NCBI's taxonomy places the organism in Eukaryota, Metazoa, Arthropoda, Insecta, Neuroptera, Chrysopidae. Gene Ontology annotation, biological process: tetrahydrofolylpolyglutamate metabolic process.
AUUAAUUUUUUACCAUAUCUAGGUGUUUUAAGUCAAGAAUUAAAUUCACAAAUCUAUCGAUUAUGUACGCUAGCAACGUAUAAAUCAUAUAUCGCAGCAUCUUAUGUGAAAUAUAUCGAAUCAGCUGGAGCGCGUGUUGUUCCUAUUAAAAUUGGUCAACCGGAUUCUUAUUAUGAAGAAAUUGUUAAUUCUGUAAAUGGUAUUUUAUUACCUGGUGAUAAUGCAUUACUAAAUGAAACACAUGGUUAUGGUGAAGCUGCACAUAAAAUUUAUAAAUUAAUAAUCAAUAAAAAUAAAAAUAAUCAACAACCAAUACCAUUAUUUGGUAUAUGUUUAGGAUUUCAAGCAAUCAUCUAUAAUGCAUUAAAACAACAAGAUAUUCGAACACGAUGUCAUAUAAGUGGUAUAUCGUUACCAUUAAUUUUCCAAUAUGAUUAUACAAAAAGUCGUUUAUUCAAAACAGCUCCAUAUGAGAUUAUAAAUAUAUUAAAAUCACAAUCCGUAACAGCAAAUAGUCAUUCAUAUUGUAUUACAUCGAAGGAUGCAAUAAAAUAUAAAUUAAAUAAAAAAUGGUUAAUAUUAUCAACGAAUAAAAUCCGUAAUCUAUUAUAUAUCUCAUCAAUUGAAUCUAAACAUUAUCCAAUAUGGGGUAUACAAUUUCAUCCAGAGAAAACAAUGUUUGAAUGGAGUAAAGAACAUUAUGAUCAUACUAUACAUGGUAUAUUAGUAUCACAAUAUUUAAUGAAUUUCUUUGUAAAUGAAUGUCCGAUUAAACGUAAAGCUCAAAUUGCUCAACAUAUUAACGAAUUACAUCAGCAUGGUCAUGGAGAAUGGCCACCAUUCAUGGGUCCACAUAAUUCACGACCAAUAAUUGGUAUAUUAAGUCAAGAAAUUAGUCCACCAUUAGUUAAUUGUGUUCCAUUUUACCUGUCGAUAUCCAAGUAUAAAUCGUACAUUUCUGCAUCUUAUGUAAAAUAUAUUGAAAUGGCUGGUGCCCGUGUUGUACCUAUCAGAAUUGGACAAUCAACACAGUAUUAUCAAUUGAUGGCGUCCUCAUUAAAUGGAGUUGUUUUUCCUGGUGGAGCCGCCAUGUUAACAGCAAAUGAUGGAUAUGCAGAUGUUGCAAAAAUAUUUUACUCGUAUGCAAUCAAUCAAAAUUUACCAAUAUGGGGUACAUGUUUAGGUUUUGAAAUAAUUCUUGUAUUAAGUGCUGGAACAGAUCUUCGAACACGAUGUAAUGUAAUUAAUAGUAUAACAAGACCGUUAAGAUUAAGAAAAGAGUAUAAAGCAAGUCGAAUAUUUAAAUUGAUGCCAUUAAACAUAUUAAAUAUCGUACAAAAACAAUCAGUGAUGACAUACAUGCAUAGUCAUUGUGUGACCAUGAAGAAUUUCACACAUCAUAACAUGACAAAAGAUUGGUUUAUUUUAACAACAUCAACCACACCGAACAACUUAACAUUUAUAUCCACAAUUGAAUCGAAAAAAUAUCCAAUCUGGGGUGUACAAUAUCACCCAGAAAAAGCACUAUUCGAUUGGACCCACACAUCAAUUGUACAUACAUUUAAUGCAAUUAAAGUAUCACAAUAUUUAAUGAAUUUCUUUGUAAAUGAAUGCCGGAAAAAUCAUAAUCGUUUUCCAUCGAUGAAAAAAGAGCAAAGUGCUCUGAUCUAUAAUUAUAAAUCGAUGUAUAUUGGAAAAUUCGGUUGUAAAAUUGAACAAUGUUAUUUUUUAAAUUAA